CUCUGUAUAAACAGCCAACAUGGCAGACAAUCCGCAAGUUUUUUUGCUGAAGUGUGCAGUACAGAAAUAUGCCUGGGGCAAAGUUGGGGCAGAGAGUGAGGUGGCCCAGCUGUCUCAAGCUGUGGACCCUGAGUUUGUCAUCGAGGACAACACACCUUAUGCUGAGCUGUGGAUGGGGACACACCCGAAUGGCCCCUCCCGAGUUUCCAUUCCAGGGAAGACAGAGGAGGAACUGUCAGACUGGAUAAAGAGGAACCCAGACAAGCUGGGGUCAAAGGUCGAGUCGUACUUCAAGGGGAAACUACCCUUCUUGUUCAAAGUUCUGUCUGUCAGGACCUCUUUGUCCAUACAGGCCCAUCCAAAUCUGGUUCUAGCCGAGGUGCUGCACAAGAAGAAUCCUGGUGCGUACAAAGACAGCAACCACAAGCCCGAGAUGGCCAUCGCCCUGACCCCCUUCCAGGGCCUGUGUGGCUUCAGACCCAUCAAGGAGGUCGCCAAGUAUCUGGAAGAGAUUGACGAGUUCCGCGAGGCUGUGGGCAGCCACUGCGCGGUGAGGCUGCUGACCGCCUGCAACUCUAUGGACAUGCCCCUGCACAGGGAGACCAUGAAGAUGUGCUUCACCGGGCUGAUGAACAGGGAGCCGGAGGUCAUCAAGUGUCAGCUGGAGCGCCUCGUGGCCAAAGUAGAAGACAUGAAAGCCAAUGGAAAAGACACGUCACAUUUGGUUGGAGAUGUCUUGUUGAAGUUACACAGAGAGUUUCCCGGGGACCGUGGCGGCUUCGCAAUCUACUUCUUGAACGUGAUAACCCUACAGCCGGGGGAGGCCAUGUUUCUGGAGGCCAACCUCCCACACGCAUACCUAUCUGGGGAUUGCAUGGAGUGCAUGGCAUGCUCCGACAACGUUGUGCGAGCCGGCCUGACAGUCAAGUUCGUGGACGUGCACACACUUUGUGAGAUGUUAAACUACACUGGGCAGGCGGCAUCUAAGACCAAGUUCAAGGGCAUUGAGGACCGAGGGGGAGACGUAGCUGUUACUGUCUUCAGGCCGUUUGUCACAGACUUUGCUGUUACAAGAUUUGAGGUACCGGCUGGUGUAAGGAAGGUGCGGCUGGCCCCACUCAAGAGUGCCAGUAUAUGCAUUGUGAUUGAAGGAUCAGGGGAGGCAACCAACGCAACACUGUCUUCUCCCGUACCCCUCCAGCGGGGAUCAGUAUUCUUCUUCUCCGCAGAGGAAGAAGUCAUUGUCAAUGUUACCUCAGAUGGCAUGCUAUUGUUUCGAGCAUACGCAGGAGUUUGAUCCACGUGAAACACAGACACGAACAGAUUGUAGAGCGAGACACCAACAAUUGUAGAACAAAGUCCCAGUAUUUAUUUUGAUUAUUAGCAUUGUUUGACAGAAGUCACUACAGAACAACUAGGGUUUUAACAAAGAUGCUCAUUAUGUGCUGUCAUACCUCACAAUAUUUCUGUCAGAAGAAGAAUUUUUCAUAUAUUUUUAUCCAAAGAAAUAAUUGUUACAAUGCUCCAUAAGUUGGAUAUGAUAUUGGUUACUAAUUAUGAAUGACAGUGGUCCAAUUAAGGAGGCUUGGGGGCCUUCUGUGGAAUUGGCAUCUAGGGACCCUUACAUCUUGACUUAUAGCAUUAGAGUCAUGACACUGCUGAUAUAUCAUGAUACAAUAUAGUGGUAGCAUUACCACUCGGGGUGUAUGUGGUUUUAUGAAUCCCAUGUUAGGUUUUAUGCCAAGAUCUGGACCUUCUUAAACCUUGCACCGAACGUGGGACCACACCAUCACAUGCACUCCCAGUGAUUCUGCUAACCAAUUCAUCUUACCGACAUGUUUCAAUCUGCCAUUGAAAAGAUUUAAAACAAAUUUAAAAUUGAUAGAACACAGCUGCAAGUAGAGGUCAACAUGUGCUGUGUCACGUCUUCCAUGACUCGUGAAGAACGUGUGGCUUUUUGCUUCAUAGCGAGGUUUAAGUGACAUAGUCUCCCACUCAGAAAUCCAUGUGCAGCCUUCGUGAUGGGGUAUAAGGGAUUUAUUCUCCCACUCAAAGAUUUAUUUUACUCCCCGUCAUGAUACAAAGUAUGUUAUCAAACUACGCUGGUGUUAUAUCAUGAUACAAAGUAUGUUAUCAACCUACGCUGGUGUUAUAUCAUGAUACAAAGUAUGUUAUCAAACUACGCUGGUGUUAUAUCAUGAUACAAAGGUUCUUGUAUGAUAUAGUAGGUUUCAGAUCUUGUAAAGACAGUUACGAAUGUGAAUAUCAAAUUAAAUGUCUGACAGUCUUCAAAAGAUGUUUGUUGAAUAAUUUUGUUUGUUCUGCUGAUAAUCAUGAGUGAUAUCGUUGUCUCAUGUAGACACAGAAAAAGAAAUCCAGAUGUAUUGGGUACUCCGCGUAUAACUACAUCUCGAUUAUUACACAUACCAUACUCGCCGUAAUAAGCGCUUUGGAGGCUUAGAAACUUGGUAAAGAAGGGGCUUAUUAAAACCAUACACAAGUUAAGUUUCUUGUCAGAGAUCAGGCGGUAGAGAACAGGCGGUAGAGAUCAGGCGGUAGAGAUCAGACGUAGUUCAAACGCUGAUGAAACUAAAACAAAAACAUUUAUAUAGAUACUAAUAUAUACCCGGUACUCCUUCUGUGUUGUUUGAUGUAAAUAAGUCUGACAUUAUGAGCCAUUCUACACAGCUGUGUUGUCUGUGAUCAGAUCAGUAAUUUACACAAUAAGAUGCAGAUUUAACAGUACUUGUAAUGUUUCUAACUUAGUGUGGGGUGCUUAUAAAGAGUACUUACGGUACACGUUGGUCUGGGGGGCACGGGUGGCCCAGUCGUCUGAGGCGCCGCUAUUCGCUGUGCAGAGUUGCGUCCCUUGGGCACGCCAGAAACUAUGAUUGUGGGUUCGAA
Messenger RNA from Haliotis rufescens (red abalone), 2904 nucleotides. RefSeq names its product mannose-6-phosphate isomerase-like. Lineage: Eukaryota; Metazoa; Mollusca; Gastropoda; Lepetellida; Haliotidae. Gene Ontology annotation, molecular function: mannose-6-phosphate isomerase activity; zinc ion binding. Gene Ontology annotation, cellular component: cytosol. The coding region runs from base 20 to 1297 and encodes 425 amino acids. The record is from RefSeq and is a predicted model, not a curated record. The transcript has 8 exons. Gene Ontology annotation, biological process: carbohydrate metabolic process; GDP-mannose biosynthetic process.